Fusarium coffeatum is the source of this 1155-nucleotide messenger RNA. RefSeq lists its product as uncharacterized. The record is from RefSeq and is a predicted model, not a curated record. Gene Ontology annotation, molecular function: zinc ion binding; hydrolase activity. NCBI's taxonomy places the organism in Eukaryota, Fungi, Ascomycota, Sordariomycetes, Hypocreales, Nectriaceae. The transcript has 3 exons. The coding region runs from base 1 to 1155 and encodes 384 amino acids.
AUGCUCAUCGGUGUCUGCGGAAGUAUCUGCUCCGGCAAAAAGACGGUGGCCCAAUAUCUGGUCGACCACCAUGGCUUCAAACAUCUCUAUCUGCAGCCACCAUCGCAGACAGCGCCUUCCAAUUCCUCGCUUAACUCAGCUUCAGCUUCAUCGGAUGAUCAAGGCACAGAGUCCCAGUCAAAUGACUCUUCAGCCUUCAAAGGCGCUCUAACUUCAACUGCCCUCACCACCAAUAAUGGCCACAACUCAUCCUCUGAAACCACGCUGACCCUCCGGGCUGGUCCGCCGCAUGUCUUUUCCACGCCCGAAGAACUCCUCGACUUUGUCACCAAGCGAUGGCGUAGUCGCUUUGUAACCACCGACAUCCCCACAGAGGCCGUUCUGGACGUCUUUCUACGCCGGCCUUUCUUCUUGCUCCUCUCCGUUGACGCACCAUUGACGGUCCGCUGGCGCCGGUUUCAAGACCGCGCGAGACAAAGGCACGCGGGAGAGCCUGACAUGAGUCUGGAAGACUUUGUCGCGGAGAGUGACAUGCAUUUGUACGACGCUCAGAAGGGCUUGUCUCCCCUUAUCUCGCGUGCUGUGGUGAGACUUCUCAACACCUCAUCGUCCCUUGCGCACCUGUAUGCUACUCUCGGGAAGUUGGACAUCCCGAAUCCUGAUCGUCUACGCCCGUGCUGGGAUACCUACUUUAUGGAAUUGGCGUCCCUCGCUGCUCAACGCUCAAACUGCAUGAAGCGCAGAGUUGGAUGUGUGCUCGUAGGAAAGGAGCGCAGGGUUAUCAGCACUGGUUACAACGGAACCCCAAGGGGACUACAGAAUUGUGCCGACGGAGGCUGCCCUAGAUGCAAUGAUGGCAACAGCUCAGGAGUGGGCUUGUCGACUUGUCUAUGUAUCCAUGCCGAAGAAAACGCCCUUUUGGAAGCCGGACGUGAAAGAAUACGCGAGGGCUCUAUUCUUUACUGCGACACGUGUCCCUGCCUUACGUGCAGUAUCAAGAUUUGUCAGGUGGGCAUCAGUGAGGUUGUCUACGCCCACACAUACAGCAUGGACAACGACACAGCCCGAGUGUUCAGGGAGGCAGGUGUGAAGCUGAGACAGUUCAUACCACCGCCAAAUGGCCUGAUCCAUCUCGAGAAGAUGGAGCUCUACUAG